GCUGCCGCGGCGAUGGGCGGGCGCUGCAACAGGCAAGCAGCUUGCUGCAAUUGGACAGGUGGAUGCACUUGUCUGGCAAAGGCGCAGGCAACUGGUCCUAGCGCUUCCUGGGCUUUCAAAUUUUGUAAUGCGUUGACGACGUCGCGCAGGAGUGCGUCAAAAAGCCGCCGCGCGUCCGCAAAGCCGAGCUAGCGUCCUGUAAAGACACUAGCAAGCUCAAGCACUCGAGCAGGACCACGUCUAUCGGCGCAUACGCCUCUCUACGAUCGCGUUGAACACAACCGAGAUUCGAAGGACUCAUCAGUGGUCGGCGUUGACCCAGCUCUGCAAGCAAUCCGUGUUUAAAACGGUCUCCUGACCACUUUGCUCUCACACGCUCAAGCUAGCAUGCCGCGCACGCUCUUAAUUGCCACUCUCGCAACAGCAUCCGCGCUGCGGGUCACGCGCCGCGCGCUCCCAGCGGCCGCCGCGUUGGGAGUCCCGGCCGCCGCGCAAGCCAAGCCGCCCGGCGGGACCGCGAGCCGCACCGAGGGCUACGAGGUCCAAAAGUCCGAGGCCGAGUGGCAGCGGCAACUGAGUAGCGUCGAGUACUUCGUCCUGAGGAACGGUGGCACGGAGCCGCCCAACAGUUCGCCGCUCGUCAAGGAGAAGCGCCCGGGCGAGUUCCGCUGCGCCGGCUGCGGCGUCCCGCUCUUCGCCUCGAGCGCGAAAUUCGACAGCGGGACGGGCUGGCCGUCGUUCGCGACGCAGCUGCCCGCCGUUGCCGUCGAAUCCUCCGCGCUCGAGUUCCUCGCGGGCGCCGAGAUCCGGUGCGGCCGCUGCGGCGGGCACCUGGGGGAUCGAUUUCUUGAUGGUGCUUUAUUCCCAGGCACGCCGGCGGCGCUGUCCGGCCAGCGCUACUGCGUCGACGGCUCGGCCACCGUCUUCUACCCCGCGGACGGCUCCGCGCCCGUGCGCGGCGAGUUCGACCCGGCGAAGCCGCGGGAGCUGCCCGCGUGGGCGCAGCCGCCGGGGAUUAAGGUAAACGGUUAGAUAA
This is a messenger RNA of Pelagomonas calceolata, 1036 nucleotides long. Lineage: Eukaryota; Pelagophyceae; Pelagomonadales; Pelagomonadaceae. The record is from the annotation of a GenBank genome assembly.